GAAUUAGUAUCUGAUUUAACUUUGUAUCUGUCGGUUGGUUGGUUGGCUGGUUAGCUAAAAUUUCUAGUGUUCCGGUCAGUUUGAGAGACGUCCGUUGACGCUGUUUUAACUAAUUGCGAGUGAUCGAGUGUUGAUCGUGCUGCUUGAGAGUAAAUGACAGUUACAUACAAUUAAUAACAGCCAGCAACAACGAAAUUUGCUCACAUAAUAAACAACAAAAACAAAACAAAAAAACAGCAGCAGCAACAACAACAACAACAACAGCAGCAACAGCAGCGUAACCGAUUGUGCAGAAAAUUAUCUACCGGUGUUGUACGCGCUACGGAAAAAAUAUACAAAUAAGUCCAAACUCAUCGUCGAAGACAAAACAAUGUGCCGGCUGCCGAGUGAAGUACGUUGAGGAAAACUGAGGAAAAGCCAACGAAAAAUUUGGACUUAUUUGCGAACACAUUGAACAGCAGCUUAGUUUUAUUUAAGUGUUAUUUAAGUCAAUAAAUUAAAGUUUGAAAGUCCCAGUAGGCAUUAGUACUGCUCGCCCAUCCAGUUCAGCACCAAUCCAACCACAACAUACUAGUACACCACACCACCCGCCCAAAAGAUACUCACCACUCAUACAUACAAUUUAACUGCAAUUAUCGCCACGCUACACUACCACUACUACCACCUACCUAAAUACAACAAAAUAUUACAACAAACAUAGAGUAACAAAAGAUGGGCAAAGAUUAUUAUAAAACACUGGGUCUGCCGAAGACUGCCACCGAUGAGGAGAUCAAAAAAGCCUACAGAAAAUUAGCAUUACGCUAUCAUCCGGAUAAAAAUAAAGCCGCAAAUGCGGAGGAGAAAUUCAAAGAGGUCGCCGAAGCGUACGAAGUGCUCUCCGAUAAGAGUAAACGUGAAGUUUACGACAAAUAUGGCGAAGAGGGCCUCAAGAGUGGAGGUAAACGCAAUGGCACUAGCGGCGGUAAUUCGUUCACAUAUCAGUUCCAUGGCGAUCCGCGGGCGACCUUUGCACAAUUCUUCGGCUCCAGUAAUCCGUUCGCGUCCUUCUUCGAUAUGGGCGAUAAUCUAUUCGAUAAGAAUGUGUUCGAUUUGGAUACCGAACAUGAUUUCUUUUCGUCCCCAUUUGGCGGUUUGGGUUCACGGCAUGGACUCGGUGGCUUCAGACCUUCGUUCAGGUCGCAUUCGUUCAAUGUGCAUACGCCCUUCAAAAAGGAGAAACAACAAGAUCCGCCCGUUGAACAUGAUCUCUACGUAACAUUGGAGGAAAUCUAUCAUGGUUGUGUGAAAAAGAUGAAAAUAUCAAGGCGAGUCGUACAGUCGGAUGGAUCGUCAAAGAAAGAAGAUAAAUAUGUUAGCAUAUCGAUUAAGCCCGGCUGGAAAUCCGGUACGAAGGUGACAUUUCAAAAAGAAGGCGAUCAAGCACCCGGCAAGAUACCAGCGGAUAUUGUUUUCAUCAUAAGGGAUAAGCCACAUGCGAUGUUCAAGCGAGAAGGCAGCGAUUUGCGGUACACGGCGCGCUUAACGCUCAAGCAGGCGCUCUGCGGCGUAGUCUUCCAAGUUCCUACAAUGUCCGGCGAUAAGUUGCGUAUCAGCACCAUGCAAGAGAUUAUCAAACCGAAUACGGUGAAGCGUAUACAAGGCUAUGGUUUGCCCUUCCCCAAGGAUACAUCGCGAAAAGGCGAUCUAUUGGUGGCAUUCGAUAUACAAUUCCCGGAAAAGUUGACUGCCGCGCAAAAGGAAUUGCUCAGGGAUAUGUUAUGAUGAGAGAAAGAAGCAAAAGCAAAAG
This is a messenger RNA of Rhagoletis pomonella (apple maggot), 1786 nucleotides long. Its product is annotated as dnaJ protein homolog 1. The record is from RefSeq and is a predicted model, not a curated record. The transcript is spliced from 7 exons. Gene Ontology annotation, biological process: negative regulation of transcription by RNA polymerase II. Gene Ontology annotation, molecular function: protein-folding chaperone binding. NCBI's taxonomy places the organism in Eukaryota, Metazoa, Arthropoda, Insecta, Diptera, Tephritidae. The coding region runs from base 712 to 1761 and encodes 349 amino acids. Gene Ontology annotation, cellular component: cytosol.